This is a messenger RNA of Musca domestica (house fly), 1692 nucleotides long. RefSeq lists its product as uncharacterized. The record is from RefSeq and is a predicted model, not a curated record. Bases 1 to 1692 code for a protein of 563 amino acids. NCBI's taxonomy places the organism in Eukaryota, Metazoa, Arthropoda, Insecta, Diptera, Muscidae. The transcript has a single exon.
AUGUCUUACAAUCAUCUGGCUCAGGAGGUGUUGAGAGAGUUGUAUAAGAAUGAAGAUUAUUUCCAUGAAUUACCCCGAAUGCGCCUCCGAGAUGUAGAUGUUGAAAAGCCUUUGUACGACAUUGCCGAUGUAGAUCGAAAUACCUUGGUUCUGACUCUGAUGCACACUGCCUAUGAUGGGGUCGUGAAGGCAACCGCCAAUGCAACACGUAAUCGCCGUUCGUGUUUUACAAUUUAUCUACUGCAUACCAUAACCUAUCCGGCGGGUCAUCGAUAUCUGUUCGAGACUUUGUGGAGAUAUCAGUUGAGGCGGCCUUUGGUCAUUGCCGGUGACAAUUGUCUGCUGACCAUCGAUCCAUAUCCCACGUUGAGAAUUAUCAAUGUUACUAUGGCACCAAUGGCGGAAUGGUUUCCCAUAGUGGAGGAUAUUAAGGAUUUUCAAGGCUACACCGUGAACAUGCCCAUUCAAACGGAUAUACCAUCCAGCUAUUUUUACAAAGAUGAAAAGAGUGGCAAGUUCGUGGCUGAUGGAUUGUCGGCUUGGAUUAUAAACGAGUUAAUGGCUCGCCUCAAUAUCACCCUGAAUGUAUAUCCUUUGAAUGUCAACAAUUCAUAUUUUCUGAAUUCCCUGAAAAUUGUCGAACUACUUCGAAAAGGUGAAAUUGAGAUAAGUCCCCACCUUCUGUCCAUUGUGAAAUAUGAACCCGACAUUGACUACAGCUAUCCAUUUAUGGCUACAUCUCGCUGCAUCUUGAUGCCACAGCCGCGAAAGCACACCAUUGCCUUUUUACGCUUCAUGAACUGGAAGUUGAGUGCCUCGUUACUCGUUUUCCUAAUUUUCUACGAAAUUGUUUGGACAUUUUAUCCGCUGUAUUGCUCCAAUAUUCCGAAGCAUAUUUUUCACCUGCAACACUAUCGUCCGCUCUACAUAAUAUGUGUCCUUCUGGGUAUUCCCAUGCCAGCCCUGGCAUUGCCCUCCUGGAAACGUUUAGGCAUUUUGGCAUUUGUUCGCAUUCUACUUUUGUAUUUUCUGAUUGCAUUCGCCGGCCACUAUUCCUCACAGCUAUUCUCCAGCAAUUUGACCUCAUUUCUAACCUCAAAUCAUUUCAAGAGUCCACCUCCCGAAUUCCAGGAAAUACUGGAGGACAGUAAACCCAUAAUGAUGCGACCAUUUGAUGCCCAAUCAUUUACGGAAUAUUUCAAAAUCGAUGUCAUCGCUUCGGAACAUUUUGUCCUGGCCACGUACAAGGAGGUCUAUCGUCAUCGUUCUCAGUUCAAUGCCUCCUAUAUGUAUUUGGUGACCCAGCUGGAAUAUGAGGUUAUGGACGAACAGCAACGUUAUUUGCAAUCGAAACGUUUCAUUCUCUCCAACGUCUGUCAUGGCCCCUAUCCGUUGCAGUUUCAAUUGGCUGCCGAUAGUCAGUUUCUGGAUUUGUUACAUCUUUUCAUCCUGCGGCUUCAAGAGAGUGGUAUAAACAAAUACGAAAGGCAAUCGCUUGUUGAACGGGCCAAGAAACAUGGCAAACUCGGCUAUAUUCGUGAUGUGGACGCGGAAAAAUCCUUGCAGCUGAAUGUCACUUUGAAUACCCUAUCCGCCAUUAUAUUUGUUCUGGCCGUUGGUUACACAACCAGCAUAAUUGUGUUUAUUAUGGAAUUGCAUUUCAAGCGAAUCAUAUGCGCUUUUAAGAAGUAG